Coregonus clupeaformis (lake whitefish) is the source of this 1099-nucleotide messenger RNA. RefSeq names its product immediate early response gene 5-like protein. The transcript has a single exon. The record is from RefSeq and is a predicted model, not a curated record. The coding region runs from base 118 to 1023 and encodes 301 amino acids. NCBI's taxonomy places the organism in Eukaryota, Metazoa, Chordata, Actinopteri, Salmoniformes, Salmonidae.
GAAAGCAUGUUCAGAUUUUCUCCACGAAUUUAGUUAAACUCUAUUGGUAUUUUUACACACAGAUUACAGUUAAUUUUUUCACCAGAAUCAGGGAAAAACAGUUGGACAGUUUUAAGGAUGGAGGAAUGUGCCAUUGACGCACAGAAUCUGAUCUCUAUUUCUUUGCAGAAAAUCCAUAACUCCAGGACGCAGAGAGGAGGUAUCAAGCUCCACAAGAACCUGCUGGUUACCUACGUCCUGAAGAACGCUAGAGACUUUUACAUGAGCGUGGAGUUCGCAGGAAUAUACAGCAUACAGCAGAACGGGGAGAUGAGGACUGUCUCUGAUGAAAAGCAGGACUCCUUUGAAUUGACCGGGAACUGUGAGGAUCUAGCUGGUGAGUUUUGCUGCAACUACAGCGGGGAUGCGUUGGAGACUAACCACUGCGCAGCGCCACAGUCGGCUGGCCACCCAGCAAUGGUGCCCGAAGCGCACACCCAGACGGUAACUGCCUGUCCCAUGGCUCCUGUGCAUCAUUGUGACUCUAACCUGAUGGACUCGGAAGUCUGCUGGGACUGUUAUUCGGAACCUUACACAUCCAAACGGGACAUUCUUAUUUCAAACACACCCAACAAUCAAAAGACUGUGUUGGACUUGGACACACAUGUGGUGACUACUGUCGAGUAUAGAUAUCUCCCCGCAGACUACUGCGCGUCAUUGAAACAACAUGGACAGUGCCCGCAAAGUUCACCUAAGAAACGAAAAAUUGACUCAAGUUAUGUUUCUGAUUCCGAUUAUCUUUCAGACUUUUUGCCCAUGUCAUGCAAACAGAUUAGGUCUGAUGACGUUUAUUGUUGUAAUUCUGAACAGCUGGACACAAAUAACAUCUCCAAUCUCAUGUCAGUGUUAGGCUCGGGGUUUACUGAGCUGUUGAACUGGCAAACAGACUUGGAACAGAUAUGCCUAGUCAAUGGACAAACAAACUGUUGCAAACAAGCAUUGGCGGGCAGCGGUGCAUGGACUAGAGCAAUUGAAGCUUUUUGAUCCACACACUUUUACUUUUUCUACACGCCAUUGCUGGUCUCAAAUAAAAUAAGUAUUUUUUACACACUUAACACUC